GCCGCUCUCGGGGCAGAGUAUUCUGUCUGAAUCUUGCUGACAGACAGCCACCUCUGUCAAAUUUCAGCUAUAGUUUCGUGGUUACUUCGUCGCCCUGCUUCAGUAGGUAGAGUCUUCUGGGAUUCUACAGUCACCUUGCUAUAAGAAGCAGAGUCUUUUGGGAUUCUAUAGUCACACUGCUACAGGAAGCAGCGUCUUCCGGGGUUCCGCAGUCACCCUGCUACAAGAAGCAGCCUUUCCUGAAGUGCAGGAGACAGAAUGACCUGUGAUCCUCCUCUUCACUGGCCAACAACACCACAGAAGAGAUUUCAACAGUCAUUCGCCUGCCGUCUAAUUUUUUUAUUAAUCGUGCCGCCUUCCUGUUGCUGGGGUCGCUUCCUGUAGCAUCUUUGCUGUAGAGUCUUCAGCUGGAUGUAGCAUUCAGCUUUCCACCCUCAGGAGUUUCUUUACAACAUUCGAUGUAUCUUAUGACCGCUGUGGGAGAGGUAUGGGUGUUGUAGUGGCUCACCGCACUCCGCCGAUAUCCCUUAUCUCUUACCAGUGCGGGCUUUCCCUGCCCCUGAUCAGUGCCCGCAACGAGUGUCAGUAGUGUGGCAAUCUGCACUCCUGCCUGAUGCUGCUGCUUACCUCCUCUCCUGUUUCGACUCGGUUGAUGGACCGACAUUAGUGAGGAUCUUUCUUUGGCUCAAAGAAAUUGAGAGUGAAGUCAGUUAUUAUCGUGUGGUGCUCAAACUGCGUUCCGGAUUAUAAACUCGGAGUGGAAGGCUAUGAUUUAGUGCGAGAGUGAAGACUUCCCGAGGUUAAAGCAGUAUUUAAUAGUGUUUACGUAAUGGAUGAUAUUCUGGACUCUAGAUGAGGACGUAGAGUACCUCUACGAUGAGCUGUAUUUGCGAGUCCACCUGGCGGGCUCUGUGCGCCAUUAAAGACGCCAUCACGGCCCCUUGUUCCUCUGGAGACGACGACCUACCCCUCGCCCCUUCAUCCAACAAUUCUAACGUCUCCGUCGCCUCUUCUAAUAUUAUCUUAGACGACCAAACUAUAGAUGGCGACUUGGGACUCACCAACUCUGGCUUCGAUAAUGACUCCUUCACAGCUACAGCUCUGGAAGAGAACCCGGCGACGAACUGGCGACCAGUGCUGCGACUGCGUGAUCCCGUGUCUGACGAACCCCACACGGACAGUGGCCACUGGACCAACCCUAACCUGUUUACCGAUGUUGACCUCGGCGAUGGUGGGGUAGCGGAGGCAGGGGACGCCGCUGGAGUGAGCAUUGCAAACAAACAAAGGACGGAUUCGCGAAGCACUACCCGGGAAUCCGGGUACGGACGCUCUCUGGAUGACAGCAACGCCUCUUCAUCUCCUGAACCCUCCGUAAGCGUGGAGUACCACGCCCCUCCGAACCCAGGCGUGUUCAAGGUGGUGGUUCAGAACGAGAAGAGAUGCUGGUUCGUGCUGCGGCGAUAUCAAGAGUUUCUCCUCCUACAGGAGGUAAUCAAAAGCAAGGUCCCUGACGCAGGUAUCAGCCUCCCGCCUGAACAGUCACUUGAUGACCUCCACUUAGACAACUUCAUCAAGGAGGUCAUGGUAGAGCCCAGGAUCGUCACUCUAGCUGAGGUCCGGGAGUUCCUACAGCUGGAUCGCUUCCGAGCGUCGACCAGCAGCAGUAGUGACCGCAGUAGCGGGUCGAACAAUGGCGUCGUGCUCGACCCCCGCUUUCUCCUGCCUCCAGGAGCCCCUCUUACUGCAAGGAAGCCUCUGGCUGUCAGGACGAAAGGUGCUAAGGGCGAGGUAGUCGAGGCCUCCAGCGAGGCCAAUCCUAUUGCUCAGACCAACAUCGAUCUCGGCUGCACCGAGAAAAAGUCGUUGACGCCGGCUGACUUCGAGUUCCUGAGCGUGGUCGGUAAAGGAAGCUUCGGACGAGUGAUGCUUGCCAGGUAUCUUCACGACCAGAAGGUCUACGCUGUCAAGGUGCUGGACAAGAGAUUGAUCGUCAGAAGGAACGAGACGGCGCACGUUCUGAGCGAGAGAUCUGUUUUGAUCAAGAUGCUGAACCAUCCAUACCUGGCGCAGCUUCACUUCGCCUUCACCACUACACACAAGAUAUUCUUCGUUCUCGACUACAUCAACGGGGGCGAGCUCUUCUUUCACCUACAACGAGAGAGAGUCUUUACGGAGGCCAGAGCCAGGUUCUACGCUGCUGAGAUGUGCUGCGCCCUCACCUACAUGCACAGUCAGGGGAUCGUAUACCGAGACCUAAAGCCUGAGAACAUCCUCCUGGAUGCCGCGGGUCACAUCGUACUGACAGACUUCGGGCUGUGUAAAGAAGGUCUCCAGUACUGCUCUUCGAAGACCGCUACAUUCUGCGGCACACCGGAGUACCUAGCUCCUGAGAUCCUCAAGAAACAGCUGUACUCGCGAGCUGUGGACUGGUGGACGCUGGGAGCCGUUCUGUACGAGAUGCUGUACGGCCUUCCGCCCUUCUACUCUCGUGACACGCCCACCAUGUACGACGCUAUUCUCAACAAGCCUCUCAAGCUCAAGAACACCGUCACAGAGAAGGCCAGAGACAUACUGAAAGGGCUCCUGCAGAAGGACCCCAGGAACCGCCUGGGCUCCAGUAUACGUGACGGGGAAGACAUCAAGAGCCAUGACUUCUUCAAGACCAUUGACUGGGACCUGGUGAGCAGGCGAGGCAUAUCUCCUCCCUUCGUCCCCACUGUGAACGGCGAGGCUGACACGAGAAACGUGGAUCCCAUGUUUACGAAGGAGGCGCUGCUGGGACACUCCCCGGCUCCAAGCGGUCUCUCCGCUUCCGUGCAGGCCGUAGACCACGUCUUCCAGGGCUUCAGCUACGCUCCUCCGCUGGAAAUCGAAACACAAUGAUGAGUUUUCUCAUCUCGAGGGGAAAAAAAUAUCCCGACUAUUUGAUUAGUCAAGGUUCCAGCCUUCGCUACUUUCGUUGAACGACCAGCAAGGUUUAGCAGGCGGAAGAUCGUACAUCUAGUGCAUUUUCACGUUGAAUGAUCCAUGUAGGUUUACCGCAUCACAUAACUAUAUUAAAUAAUAAUGGUGGCGCGAGAAUGAGUGAUCCGGUGAGUAAUGGUGGUCCUGUGAGGUCCUUGAGACGCAUGCUGUGGUCCGUGGGACGUAGGCUGUGAUCCCUGAGACGCAUGCUGUGGUCCGUGGGACGUAGGCUGUGAUCCCUGAGGACGCAUGCUGUGGUCCGUGGGACGUAGGCUGUGAUCCCUGAGACGCAUGCUGUGGUCCCUGGGACGUAGGCUGUGAUCCCUGAGGACGCAUGCUGUGGUCCGUGGGACGUAGGCUGUGAUCCCUGAGACGCAUGCUGUGGUCCGUGGGACGUAGGCUGUGAUCCCUGAGACGCAUGCUGUGGUCCGUGGGACGUAGGCUGUGAUCCCUGAGACGCAUGCUGUGGUCCGUGGGACGUAGGCUGUGAUCCCUGAGACGCAUGCUGUGGUCCGUGGGACGUAGGCUGUGAUCCCUGAGACGCAUGCUGUGGUCCGUGGGACGUAGACUGUGAUCCCUGAGACGCAUGCUGUGGUCCGUGGGACGUAGGCUGUGAUCCCUGAGACGCAUGCUGUGGUCCGUGGGACGUAGGCUGUGAUCCCUGAGACGCAUACUGUGGUGAACUCUAGCUCAUGUCCCAUCAAAGCAGAUAUCAAUUAAUCUUAUUAGGCCGGAGUGGUGUUAGUGGUCAGAGCUCUUAUAUUUGUGGUUCCCUUUCGUUUAUAUAUGACAGUGAAUGAUGCCGAAACAUAAGUCAGCAUGAGACUUAAUGAAGCUUUAAGUGUAACUGGAGAAAAAAAAGUCAGCUGGAAUAGUGAACGUUUUGCAAAGCAUAAUUUUCGUUGAAACUUGAGAGAGUUGAAUUAAAAUUUAUAGUAAAACCAAUUUUUUAAUGUAAUGCUGUUCACUGAAAUGACAAGAUGAAAGACCUCAUAAAUUAUGAAGUUGUGUGUAGAGGAGGUUUGUGGUGACCAUUACUGGAGAAGAAUGUUAUUGGUGUUGCUGCUUGUGUUGUUAUUGUUGUUGUUGCUGCCGCUGUCUCUGCUGCUACAGCAACAAUAACAAUGACAACAACUUCAACAACACGUACUGCUACUACUACCACUACUACAGUUAUGAUUGUUACUAGUAUUACUACUACAACUACUGCUGCUGCUACUACAUCUGCUACUACUGUUGCUAUGACUACUAUUACUGCUGCUACUACUCCUGAUGCGGCUGCUACUAUUAUUACAACAACUACUGUUACUACUGCUACUAAGACUACUUCUACUACGGCUGCUACCAUGACUACUACUACUACUACUACUACUACUACUACUACUACUACUGCUACUACUACUACCACCACCACCACUGCGACUACAAUGCGUGUGAUAUAAUGUACGAAAACCCUCGGAUGUGUCGUUAUAACCCUAUAACAAAGAGUAUUUUAUUUAAAAGAAACGAUAAACCUUUAUGGAGUCAUUCAGCGCAAGGUGUGAUGGAAGCUCGGUCCUCCGUCUGGUCAGCACCAAACAGUGUGGGUUCCUAGCCAAACCUAGUCAGUCGUCAGUCGGCCAGGAUCUCUGGAGCUGAAUACCUGAAGACCCGAUCUCACCUGCAGUCUAGGACACGUGAGAUCAGGAGAAAAACAUGAGAUUUUAAACUCGCAAGGGACAGAAAAAAGGUUGUGUGUGAGUAUGACAUACAUAUCAUGGGCUAGUAGGCCUACUGCAGUGUGUAGGUCAAGCCUAGCAUUAACCAGUAGGCCAACUGUAGCGUUGCUUCGAUGCGAUGUUCGUGUGCAGGACAUAAAAACUGGCUCAAACGAACACGUAUCAAAUGAUUACCUACCCAAAAGCUGGAGCUGCGGGACAUCAUACGUGUGACUAAAACCAGCGUCAGGAAACACUUGUUAUCUUUCCCGACACACCUUACCUAACCUAACCUAACAAAACUGGAGUUUUAUGGUGAGAGAAAACUGCAUACGACGUGAUUCACUCAAUCCAACCCUUGCAACCAGGUGGAAGUUUAGAAGAACGAGUGGUGAGCCUUCCCUGAUACUGUUAACCCAAUUACUGAAGCUUAAAGCUCUAUUUAUUGUGAAGUGUUGCUAAUGUCAGGCUGUUGCUAGUCCCAGGGUGUUGCUGCUCCCCAGGGUGUUGCUGCUCCACAGGGUGUUGCUGCUCCCAGGGUGUUGCUGUUCCCAGGGUGUUGCUAUUGAGAGGGUGUUGCUGCUCCCCAGGGUGUUGCUGCUCCCAAGGUGUUGCUGUUACCAGGGUGUUACUAUUCACAGGGUGUUGCUGCUCCCUGGGUGUUUGCUGCUCCCAGUAUCUUUUACCCUUGUGACUGUGAUAUAUAACAAACGAUGUAUUAAAAAGUGGCAUCAAAUUAGCAAUAUAAAACACUUUUCAAUCUAAAGAAUAACUCUUUAGGUGGAAACGUUGUUCAUCAGAGGUUUACUCUUCAGCGGGAAAGAGAUGAGUGAGCAAAUGGCCAAAAAUAAAGACAUUUAUUUUGGAGACGUUUUGGUCUUGGCACCCUUGAACACAGGUCACAAAUAGGAGACGUUUCUCUCUUACUGACCUACGUUUUUACACUGCUGGUUGUCCACCGUCUUCCCCUCCAUCCUUCACGGCACAGUACCUAAAUGUAAAUCAACAUACAUAUAUGCACACUUCAAAAUAUUUAUUGAGGAGACAUUUCACCACGAGUCGCUUCUUCAAGACUGGAAAAAUACUCGCAGAGAAACGUUUACCCCCCCCCCCUUAAUAAGUGUCUUGAACCUGUGUGUGUCUGUCUACUUACUGUACGUUUCACCCCCAUCUGUUCUCCCGACGAUGUUCUGCCCAAGCAGUGAGCUUUAUCAAGUCAAAAUUAUUAUUCUUUGGUACUUGGUAUAGAACCGUCAUUAUGUGAUGGUUGUGUACCAAGUCGAGGUGAAGACUCGGACAGUUUGCUGCUGCGGUGCCGUGAACCUCAGUGAUUAUCAGAGAACCGAACUUGAGUUUCCUCUUCCCCAAGACGUGUGAUAAUACAAUACGAUAAAAUGAAGCUUUGUGUAAAGAGAAAAUUAAUAAAAAGAUUCUUUUUUAUAAAAA
This is a messenger RNA of Cherax quadricarinatus, 6107 nucleotides long. RefSeq names its product serine/threonine-protein kinase Sgk2. Gene Ontology annotation, biological process: protein phosphorylation. The record is from RefSeq and is a predicted model, not a curated record. Gene Ontology annotation, molecular function: protein serine/threonine kinase activity; phosphatidylinositol binding; ATP binding. Gene Ontology annotation, cellular component: cytoplasm; nucleus. Lineage: Eukaryota; Metazoa; Arthropoda; Malacostraca; Decapoda; Parastacidae.